AUGGUUUCUUCUACCUCUGUCUCUGACAAGAAGGGUUUUGAGUCUACAGCUCCACUGUUAGCAAAGCUCUCGUUCAACAAAAUUUUCUCGUCAGCUGAAGGCAUUCGUUGUCAGAAAAAAGGUUUAUACAUCCUGUGUCUGUGGAGAUCUUGUUCCGAUUGA
Messenger RNA from Penicillium digitatum Pd1, 162 nucleotides. Lineage: Eukaryota; Fungi; Ascomycota; Eurotiomycetes; Eurotiales; Aspergillaceae. The record is from RefSeq and is a predicted model, not a curated record.